Messenger RNA from Effrenium voratum, 1422 nucleotides. Lineage: Eukaryota; Dinophyceae; Suessiales; Symbiodiniaceae. The record is from the annotation of a GenBank genome assembly.
UGACCUCUCUGUGUGCUAAGCUGGCCGUUUGCUUUGGCAUCCCGCGCUGAUGGAAGCGGCCACAUCGCCUUCGAAAGAGGAAGCGCCGAGCACUCCUCGCUCGCAUCCCUUGAAGAAAGGCUCGCCUCGGGAUCACUGGCGCCUGGAGCAUCCGGAGCAGCGGGUGCUGGAGAGUGGGCUUACCGCCCUGAAGCAGCUCCAACCCGCGGAGGGUUUGCAGCGCUCGGGGUCCAUGGUGCUGCGGGCCUCCUUCUUCGAGCGGCUGCUGGGGGGCCACGUGGAGUUGAAAGCUUGCCCGGCCAACGAUGUGGCGGCAGCUCAAGGGGACCUGAAGAAGCUGGGCCUCCGGCAGCUGCUGGCGCUGCGGAUCCUCACCAAGGGCUUUCCGACCACCCGCGUUGGUGCCUUCACAGUGCAUAGCAACUUCCUGGCAGCCCUUUCUUCCGAACUGUUCCAUCGGAUCGGCGCCCUGGCGUUGAAAGGCUCGGCCUCCGAAACCCCGCGGAGGAGGCUGGAGCAGAUCGGGCAGCGCCUGGUGCUCUGCUUGGGCGCGGCAGAGCUGCUGAAGGAGAAGUGCCCGCCGCCGCCGGCGUGGUGGCUCACCACCCUGGAAGAGGAAGACUGGCCUGGUUCGGGAUUUGCGCUGGUCGACAUUUGCGCACUCACUGCGCAGAUGCUGGAAGGCGCAUCUGCAGACUUUGAGCAGUGUCGAGGUGUCAACAUGGCAGUCGUCAUUGACCUGGGGUCUGCUGCUUCGAUUAAUUGGGAGGUCAUCACCAUGGAUGCGGCAAAGGAGGACAUCCCCGCCGCGCUGGCGGUGCUGAAGGCGCGGCGCCGCCGCUCCCGGAGGUCCACUUCGCUGGAGGAGACCCCUGAAGACUCCUCCCGUUUUCCAUCGCUGCCCUUUGCCGCAGACGUGCUGCCGCAGGAUGGCGCAAGGGCAACCAGCUCGAAGGUGCAGUGGCCGUCCCCGACUCCGCAACACAAGUCUCCAGUCGAGUCGCCGAAGGAUAGCCGCUUCAAUGAAUAUCCCUUCGUCACCGACAUCUUUGACUAUUUCGGGUGCUGCACCCGCCGCAGAUGGGAGCACCAUUGAGGCAUCGCACGCUUCGAAUGUGCGAUCGAUCGGCUUUCCCGGACUCACCUUGCGAUCCGCUUUUCAAAGCGAGGCUCUUUGCGACCCAGCCAAUAUUUUUCUCUGACCGGCGUGCUCGGUGUGUUGUGCAUGUUGGUCAUUUUACCCUGCAAGAGUGAGGCUUGGAGACGGUCUGAUUCCAAGCCUGUGCAAGCCCACAGCGCUUCAAAACGCGCCGUAGGGUGGAUGAGUCUCACAGGCGUUGAGUUUGCUUCGUUGCAGCAGAGACUGCACAAGUUGAUUGAUUUCAAUGCCUUGGCAUCUGGGGCUCAGAGCAUUCUAGGAGC